GUUUCCGUCAUCAGCCGAGCCUAUUUUUCCAGCGCACCACAUACAGAAGUAUCAAGCAUGGACGAGAGUGCACAGCAAAUAUUAGAGAAUUUGACUGAAGUAGAGGUUGCUGCAGAAGACAUACUUGCUGACAAACAACAGAUUGUGGAUCUGGAUUUGCGGAGAAACAGAAAUCGAGAAGCAUUCAACGCUUUACGAAAUCAUUCCUCAAACGACAAUGUUAAGGUGUGUUUUGGAAAUAUGUUCAUCAAAUUCCCCCAAGAGAGCGCCAGAUCCAUGAUCCUUAAAGACCAAGAAAACCUUGACAAGGAAAUAACUGACCUCCGCAAACGACUAAAAGCAAAAGUAAAUCGUCUCAAUGAGUUACAAGGGAAGCCUGAGCUGACGGGAUAUAAUCUUGCCCCUCUGAGCUCUGAUGAGAUGAAGGCAAUCAACAGCCUCAUUAAGAGAUGAGAUUCCUCAGGCUGUCUUCAUGUGUUCUGACCUGGAGUAAACGCAAACCAGCGAGACUUUACUGACUCAGCUGAAGACCAAUGCAAGUGUU
Messenger RNA from Rhinichthys klamathensis goyatoka, 544 nucleotides. RefSeq names its product p53 and DNA-damage regulated 1 (gene pdrg1). The record is from RefSeq and is a predicted model, not a curated record. The transcript has 5 exons. Gene Ontology annotation, cellular component: prefoldin complex. Bases 58 to 453 code for a protein of 131 amino acids. Gene Ontology annotation, biological process: protein folding. Lineage: Eukaryota; Metazoa; Chordata; Actinopteri; Cypriniformes; Leuciscidae.